Messenger RNA from Tachysurus vachellii, 4400 nucleotides. It is a transcript of the gene snx11, whose product is annotated as sorting nexin 11. NCBI's taxonomy places the organism in Eukaryota, Metazoa, Chordata, Actinopteri, Siluriformes, Bagridae. The transcript has 7 exons. Gene Ontology annotation, molecular function: phosphatidylinositol binding. Bases 177 to 1121 code for a protein of 314 amino acids. The record is from RefSeq and is a predicted model, not a curated record. Gene Ontology annotation, biological process: intracellular protein transport.
UUUCCUGAAGUCUCGACAACACUUUGUGUUGCGUGUGACAGCACAAAUUAGCUUCUUAUACGUUUCGUACACGUUUAUCAUAAAUAUAAACAACAACAACCAGGAGAAGCGUAAUCCACGGAGGUGUGAUGUUUAGGAUAUUUGGUUGUCAGCAAUAUUUCUGUUAAAGAUGUCCUAUGUGCUCAAAUACACUUGGCAGGAUGAUCAAAAGUCAAGUGGAUGAAUUCAUUACUGUGAGAGUUCAGGAUCCCCGCGUGAUGAAUGAGGGAUCCUGGAACUCGUAUGUGGACUUCAAGAUCUUUCUUCAUACCAACAGCAAGGCUUUCACAGCUAAAACCUCCUGUGUGCGUCGGCGAUAUAGUGAGUUUGUGUGGCUGAAGAGGAAACUACAGAAGAAUGCUGGUCUGGUACCAGUUCCUGACCUACCCGGAAAGUCUUUUAUCCACUUUAACAACACCGACUUCAUUGAAAAAAGGAGAAAGGGUUUACAGACCUUCCUAGAUAAGGUAGUGCACAUGACAGUGUGUUUGUCAGACAGCCAGCUCCAUCUGUUUCUACAGACUCAGCUUCCUGUUGGUCACAUUCAAGAUUGUGUAAAUGGUCACACUCCUUUUAGUGUGACUGACGCCAUUCUAACUUAUGCCUCGUCCAAUCGUGGCUGGGCUCAGGAGGAAGGGGGCGGGCCCCUGGAGACAUGCCCAACACCAAUUUCUUAUGAAUCAAUUGAGAGCCCAUCUCCAAAUGUUCACGCUUUACAAGAUCAAGAAGGAGCUGUAGAUGAACCUGACCUGGACUCCGUUGACAUAAGCUUGAUGGAAGAUGACACAACUGUACAUAAUGCAGCUCACAGAGACGGCCAAGCAGGAAGAAUACAGGACACAGAGAGUUGUGGGCACCUGGAGGUAGAGGUCCAUCAGUAUACUCCUGUGUUAGACACUCAAAAUACUAAAGAAGGAAAUGAUCUCAGUAUAAUAGAUGAGCAAACACAAAUACAUGUAAACACCAAGGACACCAAUGCUAAUGGAGUUGGAUAUGUGCUCUCUCAGGCCCCCAGUGUAGCAGAUAAUUCUCAGCCAAACCAUUUAGUUAAUAAUAAAAAAUUGGCCAACUUUUUUUUCUAACCAUAUUUGCACUUUUGAGAAGCAUGCUUAUGUAUAAUAAUUUAACCUUAACCUAACACUGCUUUUCUGUGAAUACACUACAUUAAAAAUCUUGGUCACUUUGGGUCUUUAUUAACAUGCAGACCUAAGCUUUUUCUCAGCUAACUGCUUAUAUGUGGGUCAAGCAAGAUCAAAGAACAAAUUACGUGACGACUGGAAGUCACUGAGACGGCAUUGGUGAACAAAGUAAGUUGUCUGUUAUCAUAACGAUUCUGCUUAGCUGACUAGACAGUGUGGAUUUUUUGUGCACAUUUUACAAACAAGGUAGAAUCUGAAUACAUAUUUGAGAAGUUGAAGGUUAGUGGAAGUCCUGAUCGUGUGAAUAAAGCUGAUGAACUAAAAUAUACAAUAAUGGAAGAAAUAAUUAAUGUUGUCAGCAAAUCAGAAAAAUAAAAGAAUAAUAAUAAUAAGUUCAGAAGUCAUGCGCCCCAGGGACAAAAGAAAAUCUUUGGACACCAAUGAAACGAAUAGGAUUGUUUUUCAGACUGCUGAGAAGAAAGAUAACCAGGUGUUUAGGCUGCCUGGGAAGCAUGACACAGAGUAAACAAAUAUCAAGGGGCAAAGUUAAAACCUAAGUUCAUAGUGUCCAGGCUUUUAGAGACUCCAGUAAUGUUUUUUUUUUCUUUCUCUUUUCAUUUUUUUCCUGCUCAGCUGUAAACUCAUGUAGGUUGAAAUCUUGAAGAUGUUUCACUUUCUCAGUGAGUGUACAAAACGGGGUGGGUGAUCAUCCUCUCAUUGAAACAAACUUGAACUGCAUGUUUGAUAAUUGUGAUUUAGUGUAGAUUAAUGGGAGAGAGGAUUUUUAGGAAAUGGGACACGUGCAAUCUUUGGAACAGUGUUCUCCUCAGUAUACAGGAGAUCCAGGUGGAGUGCAAUCAACACCGUAAUUAUUGGCACCUAUUGUAAAAGUUUUACAUUUUAAAGUUACAGUUAUUUACUCCCAAGUCUCACAAACGUGAAUUAGUAAAACGAAAGUACCCCAGAUAUGUGUAUAUAUAGGUAUGCAGAUGUGGGGAAAAAUUACUCAGUUUCCUGAGAUCACACGACACCCUGAUUCAGCAUGGUAGAGGCAAUCAAUUUUUGGGCUAAAACUGCAAUUAAUCGCUGGUUCAUCAUCAUCAUCAUAUUUUAUAAUAUUCAGCCUACUUUUGUCACCAAAUGCACCAGUAAUGGUUUUGAUUUUAGAUUCCUGUGAAAAUAACCAUACAAUUCAGUUGUUCCAUUGAGCUCAGACACUAUUUUGUGGGUUGUGCUCAGUUGUGCUCUAUUAUGCUGCCUUUAAAAAUAUAACUGUGUCUGAUUACCUGGAACUCAAUAACCUGAUAACUUUGCGGACCUCACCAUCUUCUUUACUAUGCAUGGGGGGAACAAGCACAUGUAUUCACCUUUGAGCACUUUUGCCAUUGUUACAUUCUUUUAGCUGAUUAACUGAUAUUUCAUUAUGUUUAUGUAUGGUUUUUUUCCUUGUAACUUAGUUGGUGUAGGUCAGCGUCUAAUUCCAGCUGAAAGAUGUUUGUUUUUCAGGCAGAUGAUAAAGUAAAGUACCAAACAAUUCAACUGUUCAGCUGAAGAAAUACAGAACCUAGAUGAUGAGAUGAAUUUCAUAGCUUUUUUUUUUACUAUUAUGAAAGUCAUUAUGUUCUGAAAAAAAGAUGUAAGAGUUUCUAAUGAAGGGUGCCAGUAAUUCUUGGGUUGACUGUAUGGUGCUGAUUAUUACAGGGAAUUAAAUAUUUUGUAUACUGCAUGCUUGUUUUUUCUUCUACCGUGAUGCUAGUUACAUAAAUUAGUGACUACAUUACACUAGUGACAUUCAGGUCACAGCGCAUCAUGGGUAGUUACUUGAUUUCUGGGCUGCACUGAAUAUUUCUUCAUAAUGUUUUCAGACAUGGCUAUAAAGGUGGCAAACCUGUAAAAAAAAAAAAAAAAAGAGUAUAAUAUAUUGUUAAUAAGGUGCAACCAAAAAUAUAAUUUCAGUGCCUAUAAAACCAGUGCUUCAUAUGAAGCAGUUCAAAGCAGUAUGUGGAACAAUCUAAUAAACCUCAAUCCAACAGAAUGUCCAAUCAUUGAUGGAAGGGGAAACAACUCGCAAAGAUGAGCACACUUCACACUCUGUUAAUUGUCUGGCUAAUAUAAAAUUAUUAAUUAACCAUAAGAGUAUGUACAUGUAUAGCAGAGUACAAUCUUCCAGAGCUUGACAACCUUCCGCAAAAUACAAGACACUGCAGAUGCUCUAGGAUGUAUGUUAGAAAUUGUUACAGAAUUAAUACAUUAAUUAGUACAGAAAUAAUAUUGUCUGCUGUGAUGAGUCUCAGUAGCUUCUGUUGGGAUUACAAGGUCAUAGAGUAAAGCAAGGCUUCAUGUGUCCUUCAUACUGCAUAAAGGGCACGUGGAAUUAAUAAUAAAUACAGAUUAAUUAAGGCUGCAUUGUGGAUGGAAUAUGAUAGUAUUGUGGCCCUAAUGUUUUGUACACUCAAUCCUGUAUGUAGGACUUUGUCUUCUUGGGAUAUUGGAACAUUCCUCUCUAUUGUAGUGCUACACUGCUUAUUUUACUGAUGAUUGUUAUAUAAUAUUGAGGCCACAGGAACAAUCUAGUCCAGUAGAUCGGUUGCUCUGGCUGAUUGGAAUGUUGCACAAAGCAGAAGCAUAUCAAUAUGUCUGGGGGAUAUACUGUAAGAGAACACAUGAACACAAUAUUCACAUAUUUAAUGAUGCUGUAUGCCCAGACUAAAAAAUACAAAAACAUACAAAAAUUCUAACAAUAUGUGAUUUGGAAUUUCAUGCUUAUUUUUAUUUUUAUAUUUUUUUUCAUAUUGUUGCUAAAUGUUGUUGUUUUUUUGUUUGUUUCAUUUCACUGGUUUACAAAUGGCUGCUUAUACUGUUCUAGGGAAAGGGAAAGCACUAACAGAAUAAUAGCAAAUGGUACUGUUUUCUUUCGACUACUAUUUCAGAGCAUAACUAUGACUACUGUUCUGUUAUUUUGAAAUUUUAUACUGCACAAUGUUUCUCUGGAUUAACUGUAUGGACUACAAAGUAGUACACUGUGUUUUAAAGCAAAUGAUAUUGUGCUAUUCAGAACAUUUCAUUUCACCAAUACUUUGGCUUUUUUUUAACCCAGAGUCUUCAUGUUGUGAUUUUUAAAAAUCUGUUUAAAAAAAGAAUGUAAGCGAGAGAAACUUAUCUGGCCUUCAAGGUUCUGAUAUUGGCUCUAUGUUCUAAUGAGAAAUAAAGAUAAGAAAAUAA